Camellia sinensis is the source of this 3663-nucleotide messenger RNA. The record is from RefSeq and is a predicted model, not a curated record. NCBI's taxonomy places the organism in Eukaryota, Viridiplantae, Streptophyta, Magnoliopsida, Ericales, Theaceae.
GACUAAAAGGAAGUGUUUGCCCCCUUCAAUUCAAUGGAGAUUUUCGCUAUGCAAAAAAUAAAAAAAUAAAAAAUAAAAAAACAAAUUGAGUUGUCAUAUCCACGCCUUAAGAUUAAAUAAAAAUAAAAAAAAUAAAAAAAAAGUCUUCGUUGACAAUUGUUUCCUCUCUAUAUUUAUCUAAGGUUGAAAGUGGUGAGAUGGGAGUAAGGAAAGUUUAGCAAAUUCAAUUGGUGUAUCAGUUUUCUUGGCAAAAUGAGCUUCAACGAUGAUGAGCCGAUUGUUGCAAGCCAAGAUGUCUCAGGAAAAAAACCUGCAGCAAUCCUAAGAGGAAAAAAAACAAAGGUGGCAAUCUUCAACAAGACGACGGCACCAUUGGAAGAAAGCAAGUUCAAGGUGAUGCUGGAGCUCACUGGGGCAGGAUCCGGCAGCGACAGAUCCGGAGUGGAUAUUGUGACGGUCUUAGAUGUCAGCAGUAGCAUGGAGGGAGAGAAGUUAGAAAAAAUGAAAAUUGCCAUGCUAUUCAUGAUCAAGAAACUUAGCCCGAUUGAUCGUUUGUCGGUUGUCAAAUUCAACCAAGUCUCCCACAGGUUGUGCCCAUUGCGGCAGAUAACUGAAAAUUCUCAAAGGGAGAUUGAAAAUCUGGUCAAUGCUUUAAUUGCUAACGGUUACACAAACAUCUCUGCUGGUCUUGAAACGGGCUUAAAAGUGCUCAAUGAUCGCAGAUUUAUUAGCGGGCGUGCAGUUGGCAUUAUGCUCAUGUCCGACGGCCAGCAAAACAUAGAUGGUGAUGCUGCCCAAGUUCCGGUCGGCAAUGUGCCCGUAUACACAUUUGGCUUUGGCGCAGACCACGAUCCGAGGGUGCUCAAUAGCAUCGCAAACAACAGCCUGGGAGGAACGUUCUCACAUGUUCGAAACCAAGACAGUUUGAGUAUUGCAUUUUCCCAGUGUUUGGCUGGGCUUCUCACCGUGGUUGUUCAGGAUCUGAAGCUCACUGUCACAAAAGUUGAAUCCACAAUCGUUAAGGUUUCUGCCGGAAACUAUCCACAAUCCAAGGACGAUGCUGCCGGCUCUAUGACUGUUUCAUUUGGCUAUCUUUACAACAAAGAGGUACGCAAGGUCAUAGUGGACCUUCUUCUCCCUGCUGCUAGUAGUCCGGCGACCUCGAAUAUCCUCAACAUCACUUACACAUACAGCUCUGGUGGGAAAUUGUUUGAUGAGAGUCCGAUAAUCGUUACCGUAAGACGCACCGGAGGAGGCAGAGAGGAAGGAGAACCAGAGACGAAGGAGGUGAUGAUGGAGGAGAACCGUCUCCGGACUGCACAGAUGAUAAAAGAAUCAAGAAUCAUGGCUGACGACAAGAAGCUGGACGGUGCUCUUGAGAAGCUCGUUGAAGCACAAAGCUUGCAGGAGAACAUGGUUAAUGAUGAGUCUAACCCGUUGAUUGGGAUGCUGAAAUCUGAGCUGCGACAGAUGUCGAAGUUGAUGAAACCACAGGAAAUCUACGAAAAGCAAGGGCGUCCCUUUGCACUCUCUUCUGAGACUUCCCAUGAUCGCCAGCGUUUCGCUGCAAGAGGUGAUGAUCCGAAAGAGCUGCGCUUAUUUGCAACUCCGCGUAUGGACGAAUACCUUGAGCAAGCCAAGUCAUUUGACGAGGAUCCCCGCAAGCCACUGCCCUCUGUGGACGAGGAUGAGAAGGAAGAACUCGAGGACGAGCCCCUUCCUCCCAUGGUUGGAGGGGAAAUACCUGCAACAAUCCUAAGAGGAAAAACAAAUGUGACAAUCAUCAAGAAGACGACGGCACCACUGGAAGAAAGCGAAUUCAAGGUGAUGCUGGAGCUCACUGGGGCAGGAUUCGGCAGUGACAGAUCCGGAGUGGAUCUUGUGACGGUCUUAGAUGUCAGCGGUAGCAUGGAGGGAGAGAAGUUAGAAAAAAUGAAAAUUGCCAUGCUAUUCAUGAUCAAGAAACUUAGCCCGAUUGAUCGUUUGUCGGUUGUCACAUUUAACGGGGUCUCCCACAAGUUGUGUCCAUUGCGGCCAAUAACUAAAAAUUCUCAAGGGGAGAUUGAAAAUCUGAUCAAUGCUUUAGUUGCUAACGGUGGCACAAAUAUCUCUGCUGGUCUUCAAACGGGUUUAAAAGUGCUCAAUGAACGCAGACUUACUAGCGGGCGUGUAGUUGGCAUUAUGCUUAUGUCUGGCAGCCAGCAAAACGUAGGUGGUGAUGCUGCCCAAGUUCCGGUCGGCAAUGUGCCCAUAUACACAUUUGGUUUUGGCACAGACCACGAUCCGAGGGUGCUCAAUGCCAUCGCAAACCACAGCAUGGGAGGAACGUUCUCAGAUGUUCGAAACCUGAACAACUUGAGUAUUGCAUUUUCCCAGUGUUUGGCUGGGCUUCUCACCGUGGUUGUUCGGGAUCUGAAGCUCACUGUCACAAAAGUUGAAUCCACAAUCCUUAAGGUGUCCGCCGGAAACUAUCCACUAUCCUACGACGAUGCUGCCGGUUCUGUGACUGUUUCAUUUGGCGAUCUUUACAAUAAAGACGUACGCAAGGUCAUAGUGGACCUUCUUCUCCCUCCUGCUAGUAGUCUGGCGGGCUCGAAUGUCCUCAACAUCACUUACACAUACAGCUCUGGUGGGAAAUUGUUUGAUGCCAGACCGAUAAUCAUUACCGUAAGCCGCACCGGCAGGACAUCAGUAGAGCCAGAGAGGAAGGAGGUGAUGAUGGAGGAGAACCGUCUCCGAACUGCACAGAUGAUAAAAGCAUCAAGAGUCAUGGCUGACGACAAGAAUCUGGACGGUGCUCUUGAGAACCUGGUUGAAGCCCAAAGCUUGCAGGAGAACGUGGUUAAAGAUGAGUCUAACCCGUUGAUUGGGAUGCUGAAAUCUGAGCUGCAACAGAUGUCGAGGUUGAUGAAACCACAGGCAAUCUACGAAAAGCAAGGGCGUCCUUUUGCACUCUCUUCUGAGACUUCCCAUAAUCGCCAGCGUUUCGCUGCAAGAGGUGAUGAUCCAAAAGAGCUGCGCUUAUUUGCCACUCCGCGUAUGGACGCAUAUCUUGAGCAAGCCAAGUCAUUUGGCGAGGAUCCCCGCAAGCCACUGCCCUCUGUGGACGAGGAUGAGAAGCAAGAACGGGCGGCCGAGCCCCUUCCUCCCAUGGUUAGAGGUCUUCGCUACUAUAUUCAGAAUUUUUUCAAUGGUUUUUUGAAAUGUUGCGGAAAAAUAUGCGUUUCGGAUUCAUCUCCACAAGACAGAUAGAAAAAAUAAAAUAUUUUUGACAUAAUUUUUAUAAAUAAAAAAAAAUCACUGAAAGAAAAAAAAUUCAAAAACAAGAGGUGGUUUUCUUUAUCCAUUACAACAAACUCAAUAAAGCCGGCCGCCCGUAAUUCAAUGCUUGCAUGCGUGCUUUAAUCCCUUCGCCAUCGAUAUUUAAUUUACAAUGUAACCCAUUGCAUUGGGUUUUGCCUUUACACUUCAAUAAAUAUAACGAGUGUGAUUUGCCCGUUGUUGAGUUUUUUUUUUUUUUUUUUUUUUUUUUUUUUUUUUUUUUUUUUUUUUUAUUUAUUUAGUCAUUUCACAGGUAGAUUACAUUUUUGUUAAAUUUCCAGUGUAUGAUUUGCCUAUCGCACUUCAAUAAAUUACUAGCGGGUGAUUUGCCUCGUUAAAUAA